AUGGGAAAUUCUAAAUCUAAAGAGAUUACUAAACAUGCUAAAGUUGCAUUCACACCUGAAUAGCUGCAAUAACUAGAAAAGUUGUUUGGAAGUCUAAAUGGAGGUAAAGAACUUGUUGAAAGAUCUUUUUUACCUCAUUUUCCUGAAAAUCCAAACUUUUCAAUUAAAUUAUUCAACUGGAUGGUUGAAAGAAGUCCAAAUCAUUAGGUCAAUUAUACUAACUUUGUCAUGUUAUGUAAAUUCUGAUUGUUAUUUUAAGAGGAGUUGUUACUUAAAGAAUUGAAGGAUUACUAUCUAAGUGACUAUAAGUUUAGAAAUUUAGAAAAGUUUGAAUUGUUUACCUUGAUCAGUUUGGAAUGUUUGGAAAAUGAUAAGGAUUCUAUAAACAGGUAGUUAAUCCAUGAUAGUUAUUCUAGAUUUGUAGUGUCCUAUUCUUAAGGGAGUAUUGUAAUCCGGGAAUUAUUAAAUAUUUAUUCAGGAGGUUAAAUAACAAAUUCUUAGAGAAAUGAUUUGGCAGCAAGAUCAGUGACAAAUACAAUAUUUGAUUAAAAAGAUGAAUUACCAUUCAAUCAAUUUGUUAGUAUGGCUAAAGCAUAGUUGAUCUAUGCCAACAAAUUGUGCAAAUAUUAUUUUAAUAUGAAAUUUCUUGGAGAAUAAUCUCAUAUCGAGAUACCAAGAUUAAAUACUUCCAGUUUUAUAUUAAAUGAUCAAGUUUUAGCUUUACUUUAAUUGAGUUCUCCUGAUUUUAGUAAAAUCAAAUAAUUAUAAUUACAAUUCUCAUCAUCAGUAAGUGAAGAAGACUUAGAUCAUAUUACAGAUAUUAUUGUUAAUACUUAAAAGUCUUUAUUAUUCAUCUUCAGAAACAGAGAAGACGAAUGUAAUUAUUUAUUUUUAUUUUUUAUAGCAUAAAAUGAUACUUUCUAAUAAUAAGUUUUUGGUGCAUAUAUCUCAAUAGAUCCAACACUUGAAACUCAUUAUGUAAGAAGAAAAUUAAAGGAUCCAAUGAAUAUCUUAUAUAGUGAAGAUGAUCCUAAGAAUUUGUAUUUUGGUGAUGAAAAGAGCUUCCUAUUCUCAUUAAUGCCAAAAUAUUAAUUAUUUAUGAGUACUUUUGAUUAAAGGUCAAAAUAAUGUUUUGGUUACAUAAAUAAUAAAUCUUUCAGAAUUGAUUAACCUUUAGGAUUAGCUUUUGGAGGAGAUGGAAGGGGAAAUCAUAGAAUUUGGAUUGAUGAAAAUCUAAAGGGGAAUGCUACUUGCAGAAUAAAUAAUUAAUGUGAUUUAACUUAUGAAAUGGGAUAUCUAUUAGAACCACAUAUUGAAUUCCUUAAUGUAGAUAUAUAUAUAUUAAUAUUCUAGUUAACUUGUAUAGAAAUUUGGAGUAUUGAGGAAAAGGAAGUUAAUCCAUUGCUUCAUUUAUAGAGUAAGAUCGUUGAAGCAAACAAAGAAGAUAUGCAAUCAAAGGAUGUUGAACAAUAGAAAGAAAGUGUAAAUGAGUAAAAAUGAUAGAGGAC
Molecule: messenger RNA, 1508 nt
Organism: Paramecium sonneborni
Lineage: Eukaryota; Ciliophora; Oligohymenophorea; Peniculida; Parameciidae
Source: the annotation of a GenBank genome assembly